Molecule: messenger RNA, 2805 nt
Organism: Rana temporaria (common frog)
Lineage: Eukaryota; Metazoa; Chordata; Amphibia; Anura; Ranidae
Product: zinc finger protein 91-like
Exons: 3
Source: RefSeq, a predicted model, not a curated record
AUGAGCCAAAGAGGAGAAAAUUUGUAUCCGUGCUCUGAGUGCCAGAAUAUAUUUACUUCUAAGUCCAAACUCAAUGUUCAUCUGAGGAUUCACACUGGAGAGAGGCCAUAUAAAUGUUCAGAAUGUGACAAAUCCUUCUUAAAAAGUGAUCUUCUUGCUAAACACCUGAGAAUUCACACAGGAGAGAAACCGUUUAAUUGUUCAGAAUGUGGCAAGUGCUUCUCACAAAAUGGUAGUCUUACUCAACACCAGAAGAUUCACACAGGAGAGAAACCAUUUAAGUGUUCAGAAUGUGAAAAGUGCUUCUCAUUAAGUUCUGCUCUUACUAAACACCAGAAGAUUCACACAGGAGAGAAACCAUUUAAGUGUUCAGAAUGUGGAAAGUGCUUCUCAUACAUUUCUGAUCUUACUAAUCACCAGAAGAUUCACACAGGAGAGAAACCAUUUAAAUGCUCAGAAUGUGGCAAGUGCUUCUCACAAAAUGGUAAUCUUACUCAACAUCAGAAGAUUCACACAGGAGAGAAACCAUUUAAGUGUUCAGAAUGUGGAAAGUGCUUCUCAUAUAGUUCUGCUCUUACUAAACACCAGAAGAUUCACACAGGAGAGAAAUCAUUUAAGUGUUCAGAAUGUGGAAAGUGCUUCUCACAUAGUUCUGAUCUUACUAAACACCAGAGGAUUCACACAGGAGAGAAACUAUUUAAGUGUUCAGAAUGUGGAAAGUGCUUCUCAGAAAAUAGUAAUCUUACUCAACACCAGAAGACUCACACAGGAGAGAAACCAUUUAAGUGUUCAGAAUGUGGAAAGUGCUUCUCAUAUAGUUCUGAUCUUACUAAACAUCAGAGGACUCACACAGGAGAGAAACCAUUUAAAUGUUCAGAAUGUGGCAAGUGCUUCUCACAUAGUUCUAUACUUACACAACACCAGAGAAUUCACACAGGAGAGAAACCAUUUAAGUGUUCAGAAUGUGGAAAGUGCUUCUCAUAUAGUUCUGUUCUUACUAAACACCAGAAGAUUCACACAGGAGAGAAAUCAUUUAAGUGUUCAGAAUGUGGAAAGUGCUUCUCACAUAGUUCUGAUCUUACUAAACACCAGAGGAUUCACACAGGAGAGAAAUUAUUUAAGUGUUCAGAAUGUGGAAAGUGCUUCUCACAAAAUAGUAAUCUUACUCAACACCAGAAGACUCACACAGGAGAGAAACCAUUUAAGUGUUCAGAAUGUGGAAAGUGCUUCUCAUAUAGUUCUGCUCUUACUAAACACCAGAAGAUUCACACAGGAGAGAAAUCAUUUAAGUGUUCAGAAUGUGGAAAGUGCUUCUCAUAUAGUUCUGAUCUUACUAAACACCAGAGGACUCACACAGGAGAGAAACCAUUUAAAUGUUCAGAAUGUGGCAAGUGCUUCUCACAUAGUUCUAUACUUACACAACACCAGAUAAUUCACACAGGAGAGAAACCGUUUAAUUGUUUGGAAUGUGGCAAAUGCUUCUCACAAAGUUCUCAUCUUACAACACAUCAGAGAAAUCACACAGGAGAAAAAACAUUUCAAUGUUCAGAGUGUGAAAUGUGCUUCUCUGAUGGUUCUACACUUAGUAUGCAUAAGAGAAUUCACACAGGAGAAAGACCAUUCAAAUGUUCAGAAUGUGACAAGUGCUUCUCUUUAAAGUCAAGUCUUGUUACACACCAGAGAACUCACACUGGAGAAAAAACAUUUUAAUGUUCAGAAUGUGGCAAGUGCUUUUCAGAUAAUUCUUAUUUUAAUUUUCAUAAAAGGAGUCACACCGGAGAGAAAUCAUUUAAAUGUUUAGAAUGUGGAAAGGGCUUCUCAGAAGGUUCUAAACUUAAUAUGCAUAAGAGGAUUCACACAGGAGAGAAACCAUUUAAAUGUUCAGAAUGUGACAAAACUUUUCAGAAAAGUGAUCAUCUUGCUAAACACCUGAGAAUUCACACAGGAGUGAAACCGUUUAAUUGUUCAGAAUGUGGCAAGUGCUUCUCAAAUACUUCUAAUCUUAGUCAACACAAGAAGAUUCACACAGGUGAGAAACCAUUUACAUGUUCAGAAUGUGGAAAGUGCUUCUCACAAAAUGCUAAUCUUACUCAACACCAGAAGAUUCACACAGGAGAGAAACCAUUUAAGUGUUCAGAAUGUGGAAAGUGCUUCUCACAUAGUUCUGUUCUUACUCAACACCAGAAGAUUCACACAGGAGAGAAACCAUUUAAAUGUUCAGAAUGUGGAAAGUGCUUCUCAGGAAAUGGUAAUCUUACUAAACACCAGAAGACGCACACAGGAGAGAAACCAUUUAAAUGUUCAGAAUGUGGAAAGUGCUUCUCAGAUCAUUCUACUCUUACUCAACACCAGAGAAUUCACACAGGAGAGAAACCGUUCAAUUGUUUGGAAUGUGGCAAAUGCUUCUUAAAAAGUUCUCAUCUUACAACACAUCAGAGAAUUCACACAGGAGAAAAAACAUUUCAAUGUUCAGAAUGUGACAUGUGCUUCUCUGAUGGUUCUACACUUAGUGUGCAUAAGAGAAUUCACACAGGAGAAAGACCAUUCAAAUGUUCAGAAUGUGACAAGUGCUUUUCAGAUAAUUCUCAUUUUUAUGUUCAUAAAAGGAGUCACACCGGAGAGAAAUCAUUUAAAUGUUUAGAAUGUGGAAUGUGCUUCUCAGUAGUUUCUAAACUUAAUAUGCAUAAGAGGAUUCACACAGGAGAGAAACCAUUUAAAUGUUCAGAAUGUGACAUGUGCUUCUCACGAGGUUCUAUUCUUAAUAAACAUAAAAGGAUUCACACAAGAGAGAAAUCAUUUCAAUGA